GUGCAAGUGGAAAAUGCAGCUAUAAUCGAAAUAGAAAAGUGUGUGGAUUUUCCUUAUUCACACCCAAUUAAACUACAUCGCAUUAAAAGUCGAAAAUUUGUGCGUAAUUUUGUAGUUUCUAUCAACUACAAACACCUGUUGAACACCUAAGAAGUUUCAAACGAGGACAAAGUGCAGCUCGGUGAAAAAUCAAUAAUAAUAUUUAGCAUAUGGCAAAGCAUAGAAAGGGCAGCAAGCAAGCAGAUAAGACAGAUUAAGCACGUCGCAAUAUCAUUGUGCAUUAAUCAUACGCCGCGUGUGCCACGCAACAAUAUUACAUUUCUUGCAGACGAACGGCAGCAAAAAACGGCAAAGUGUGCCGCAUGACCCUGAACUUUGAACUGGCAGUGAACUCUCACGGAAGUAAACAACAACAACAACAACAACAGCAACAACAAGCACAACUACAACAACAAAAACAAAAACAACAAUAUGGCCAGCAUGCGCCGCUUUCGCAAGUUGAACCAGCGCAGCGACGACACCGACAACGACGACGACGCCGAGGCAACUGCGACGCUGUUGAGGUCAUCUCCCAACAUAUUGGAGAACUACGCAUACGAUCAGACAACGCGCAUCCAGGCAGCACACGCUCAACUCAAACGCAUGGCGACGACCCCAAGGCAGGUGCAGGUGGCGAAGCGACCGCCUUCGCCGCGUUUCUGCGAGACUCUGGAGCGGCAUGCGUUCAUGCGGAAUGUGAUCAAUACGCGGCCGGAGCCACAGCGUCGUUACUCGACGCCGGGCGAGAAGGAGGCGCAUGUGCGACGGAGUCUCGAGGAGAUAUCGAAGGACAUCAAGGAGAUCGAGCAGUUUGUCAGCGCCACCGAGCAGCUGCUGCAGCGUGAAAAGGAGCAAGAGCGUCAGGCAGAUAAUCAGCGGAAGCAGCAGCGCGACAAGGAGAACAAGACACCGAGUCCGGCCAAGCACAAGAUCACGUACAAGAUCAAUGCAUACAAGGCGCCCGCUCAUCGUCGCCAGCGUCCGAACAGUCCGCGUUUCUAUCACUCGCGUCUGUACUUCCGCAACGGACGCAUUGGCUGCCUCGAUGCAGAGCGCUCCGGGCAGGGCAGCAACAUCGAGAGCACCCAUGCGCUGGUCAAGCACAUACUGAAGCACGAGAAGCCGCUGGUCAGUCCGGACAGCGUGCGGAGAGUGCUGCAGCCACAGCAGUACAUUGAGAUGACCCCUCUCCCGGGUGCUGUGCCCGAGCCAGAGGAUCCCAUUGCGGCACAGCGGGCGGCAGAGUUGCGCAGCGCCACGGGGCAGGUGAUUCUGGAGCCAACGCAGACGGAUCAGUGUGAUGAGCAAUCGCAGGCCAUGCUGGAGGAUGAGGACGAGCAGGAUGUGCAGAUCUGUUACAACGAAUCGCCCGAGUUGCAGAACAACGAUCGAAACAUGCGCAGCACGCGUUCCUCCUCGUUGAACGACAGCGAAAUCGUUGCAGUCGUCGAGGCGGAUGCCGUGGUCAGCUCGGCGGAGCAACAGCGUCCGAGCAGUGCGGGCAGCUUGGACUCGCAGGGGCAGCAAUUCUUGCGGGAUCAAGUGCGGCAUCUGGUGCGUCGUUUCACGGCACGGGCCAACAAGGUGAAGUCACGCAUCGAACUGCCCCCGACGCCAUCGUCGAGCAAUGCCAGUUCUCCGACACCGCCAACCGGGAAUCAGGCCACGCUCCACGCCAGCACCAAGAGUCUGCAUCCGUCGCCAGGGCACAAGGUGCGUCUGGUGCCCGCCGGGCAGUCGCCGCAUCGUGGACGUCUCUUUGAGGCGGACACUCCGCGCUCCAAUGUCUGGCUGUGCUCGAGCUUGUGUGGGGCCAACAACGAUGAACGCACUCUCGAUCCGCAGGGCAAGAUCUACAUCUCGUGGCUCUGUGUGGUGUCCUUGUCGUUCCUCUACAAUGCUUGGGUCAUUCCGCUGCGUGCCUCGUUCCCCUUUCAGACCAAGGAGAACACCAACAUUUGGCUCGCGUUUGACUUUUGUGCCGAUAUCAUUUAUCUGCUGGACGUGGUUUUCUUCAAGCACCGGAUCAUGUAUCUCUUCGAGGGAUUUUGGGUGAAGAACAAGAAUCUGACGCGCAAGAACUACAUGAGGAAGCUGCAGUUCAAGCUGGACAUCUUGGCCUUGCUGCCCUUGGAGCUCUUCUAUCUGAAAUAUGGCACUGGCGCUGUUUGGCUGCGUUUUCCGCGCUUCUUCAAGAUUCAGAGCUUCUGGGAGGUUUUUCGUCUGCUGGAUCGUGUCAUCUCCUCGCCACACUUUGUGCGAGUGGCCAAGACUCUGACCUACAUGCUGUACAUGAUUCACAUAACUGCCGCCUUGUAUUACGCCUACAGUGAUUAUCAGGGCUUGGGUCAGAAUCGUUGGGUCUUCAGCGGCCGAGGUCAUCCAUAUGUGAGAUGCUUUGCCUUUGCCACUAAGACAGCUACCUCGAUUGGCAAGAAUCCGAAGCCGGAGAGGCAGGGUGAAUAUGUGUUCAUGACGGUCGCCUGGUUGAUGGGCGUCUUUGUGUUCGCCCUGCUCAUUGGUCAGAUUCGAGACAUCAUUUCGACAGCGACACGCAAUCGACACGAGUAUCGCCAGCUGGAGGACGAGACUCUGGAGUACAUGAGGCGCUUGAAUCUGUCGCAAGAAGUGCAGUCGCGUGUGAAGAUGUGGUUCCAGUUCACCUGGGAGCAACAGCGCACUUUGGAUGAGUCCAAUAUCCUCGAUGCUCUGCCCAUCAAUCUGAAGACGGACAUUGCCAUUUCUGUGCACAUUCAAACACUGUCCAAAGUGCAGCUCUUUGCCGACUGUGAGGAGGCUUUGCUCCGAGAUCUGGUGCUGAAGCUGCGUGCGGUGACUUUUCUGCCCGGCGACUUUGUGUGCCGCAAGGGCGAAGUGGGUCGGGAGAUGUACAUUGUGAAGCUGGGACAGGUGCAAGUGAUGGGCGGACCGGGCAGCGAUGUUGUGCUCGCCACGCUCACCGAGGGAUCCGUGUUCGGUGAGAUCAGUUUGCUGGGCAUCAAUGGCGCCGAUCGACGCACGGCAGAUGUACGCUCCAAGGGCUACUCCAAUCUGUUUGUGCUCUCGAAGUCGGAUCUGAAUGAGGUCAUCGCCUACUACCCGAAUGCCCAGGCGAUACUCAAGAAGCGAGCGCGACAAUUGAUGCGCAAGAAUGCGGCGCGAGAGCGCGAGGAAGAGGAGCGAGAACGAGCUCGCAGUGCGCUGCAGGCUGAUGUGGUCAUUGGUAACCCGAAGACACCUGAAACGCCGCCCAAAUUGCUGCAGACUGUCAUCCAGGCGCUGCCCUACGAGUCUCCGGCAGUGGUGCUCAUCACCCGUGGCUCGAAGCGUGUGCGUCGUAAGCGGCAAUCGGUGCAGAUGGAGACGAUUGUGGAGCCCACUUUGGAUGUGGCUGGCUGCGCAGAGGCAACUCAACAGUCUGGCCAUCGGGAUCGCGAUAGUCUGAUCAUGAAACCCGGUCGUGGUUCACCCGAUUUGCUGUCCUCCAUUCAGCAGGAGCUCAAGACCAAGCACAAGUUCAUCAAUCUGACCGACUCCGAGAAGGCGCUGAUCAUCACGCAGUCCGCCAACAAUUCCAUGGAGUGUGUCCAGGAAGAUGUUCUAUAAACUGAAGACACAACCUAUUAUUAUGUGCUAUAUGUAUUAUGUAUUAACUCUGCGAUAUAUUAUAUGUGUGAAUGUUUAUGCUUUACGAAUGCAAAUGAAGUUGUUUAACAAACUAUGCUUUAUAUUAAAAAUGUAUCUCUAAGAUGAUAAGAUGA
Messenger RNA from Drosophila nasuta, 3800 nucleotides. RefSeq names its product Cyclic nucleotide-gated ion channel subunit B (gene CngB). The record is from RefSeq and is a predicted model, not a curated record. Gene Ontology annotation, biological process: monoatomic cation transmembrane transport. NCBI's taxonomy places the organism in Eukaryota, Metazoa, Arthropoda, Insecta, Diptera, Drosophilidae. The transcript is spliced from 5 exons. Gene Ontology annotation, molecular function: cGMP binding; intracellularly cAMP-activated cation channel activity; intracellularly cGMP-activated cation channel activity. Gene Ontology annotation, cellular component: plasma membrane; intracellular cyclic nucleotide activated cation channel complex. Bases 472 to 3645 code for a protein of 1057 amino acids.